Messenger RNA from Apiotrichum porosum, 546 nucleotides. RefSeq lists its product as uncharacterized. The record is from RefSeq and is a predicted model, not a curated record. The transcript is spliced from 2 exons. The coding region runs from base 1 to 546 and encodes 181 amino acids. Lineage: Eukaryota; Fungi; Basidiomycota; Tremellomycetes; Trichosporonales; Trichosporonaceae.
AUGGCAUCUGUCGCGCUCCGCGAAAUGAUGACGGUGGCGCGAGAAGAGGCUUCGAUCAUGGCCAGCGAGGGCGCGGCAGUGGUGCGAGCCACUGCGACUUCAGAGGCAGCGGUAGCAGUGCGGUCUGCUGGACAUGAGGCGCUCAACCCCGUCGCGAUUCGAGAGGAGGCCGCGGCCGUUGCGAAGCAGGCAAUUGGCACAAAUGAAUCGUCGCUGCUGUCGAUGCUCGGACGCGCGAAUCCCGGUGAGGUAAAGGCCAUCUCAUCAUCAACGUCGACAGUCACCAACACUGUGCUUUCCGAGGCUGGAGCCGAAGCCUCCUCGGUGUCAACCACGAGCAUGACGGUCACGACCGAGACGAGCGUUGUGGGCCGGGUGCUGGAACGCGACAUGGGCGUCACUGUCAAAGAGGCCAUGACGAACGCGGGCGAGACUGGCGUCCAAGAGACGACGGAGCAGACGCUCGAGGCUGUACAGGGCUUCUUUGACGGCAAGCUGAACAACCAUCCCGUUCGCGCGGGCACAAUGGCCUCUGCAACGGUGUAG